UCAUUGAUGUGAGUACUUUGCGUGUGUGUUGUUGUCUUUCUCUCUCUAUCUCUUUUUGCUUUUGUGGGGUUGAUGAGUACGAGUGUGACAGAGUCACAGCGAUAGCGGCUUUAUUAUGUGAAGAAGAACCCGAUUCUCGUUGUACAUAAAAGGACUAAAUUCACUUUCUUCUUCUGCUAAUCUUUUUAGUACAAAUUUGCUUUUCACCUUCAGCUCUUUCUUCCCUUUUAAGUUCCUCGUAUACUCUACUAGCUCACUUUGCGCGAUUACACUGAGUAUGUCAGUACUGUUUAGAUUGCAAUGGAGGAAAUGAAAUAAUCCCGAAAUGAUUGAAGAAAAAGGGGCAAAAUUCAGUAUGGACAACAGUGAAAUGGGUUGUUUAAGGUCUGAUGGUAUUGAGGAGAUUCAUCCCGAUGUUUCUGUUCGGAAGCGAUUCAAGUUUCCGAAAAAGUUUUUUGAUGAGUGUAAUGGAGUAGAUCAUGCUUCUGUUCCUCGGAAAGUACGUUCAGCUAGCAAGAAGAGAAUUCGCCGGCUCAUCUCUCCACCUUUGUCAAUUUCCAAAAGGGCGAAUCACAUGUCAGAUGGAGCUGAAACACUAAGGAAAUAUGUCAGCAAGUCCAAGCUUAAUUUGAAUCGUUGUGGCUCAAGUCGGUGUAUGGAGGAGGAGCUUGAAGGCCCAAUCACCAAAGAUGAAGAGGAAGUGGCUGAAACCUUGUAUGCUUUGGCUGGUAUGAUCCCAGACACUGACACCUUGAGCGAAAGCAAAAUAAAUAGUCAGCUUCCGGAAGUGAAAUCAUUGGAUUUACCAGAACCUGAGACUUCUGUGAUUGCAAGUGGAGUUGUAACAGCAGAGCAGGACAUGAAGACAACUGGCUCCCAAUUCAGUGCUGAAGCUUUGGAUCAGUUUCCAGAUGUAGCUGCUUCUGCCGGAGAAGCUGCUAAAUCAAAAUCAUUUGAUAAUGCUUCCCAGUGUGAUACAUCUACCAACACAGAGCAACUCAAAAUUUCACAGCAACCAGUUGUUGCUUAUCAAGCCAACCAACAAAACAUACACAAGGAGAAGAGGAAUAAUGGUAUAGCCGGUUCAUCAUUGUGGCCAGGCUUGUCUGCAGUAGGGUCGUCUUGUUCCGGCAUACUUGAUUCUUCACAGUUUCCAAUUGCCAAAUGUCCUGUCUGGUUCAGAAGCACUGGUUCUGAACUUCAAGCUCAAAAUGCAGAAUCUUGUCUCCCAACCUUGAAGGAUUCUCAUGUUCCACUUGAUUUGAGGAAGUCAUUUAAGAGGUGUGCUGCUCAUGUUUAUAUAAGUCGGCUGACUAAAGUCUUACAGUCUGGGGUAAGAAGCGGCACCAUCUCCUCGCAUACUUCUCAGUCUUCAUCUCCUGAUGGAGUGAAGCAAGAGAUUCGUAUAAUUCAGAACAGCCCAACUGGAAAGGUGAAUGAUGAUAUGCAUGGAAUUGUUUCUACUGGGAGCACUGCCUCUACUGCUGAGAAAAAUCCAACUGAACUUAGAAAUGCAAUCCUUUUGCACAAAAGACUCCUCCAAGAUCAGCAACAGGCUUCUACUACAUCUGGGUUCAGUUCUUUAGCAAAGCAGAACGUCGAUUUCCUUUCAUUGUCAGCUGGAAGUUAUGUGAUAAAAGGCACUAAUGGCGCUAAUAUUACUGGUCAUAACCUUGAAGCGCCCAUAAGCUCACAUAAACAUCCAGCCCUGCAAUUCUGGCCGCCCCAGAAUGGUUAUUCAUCUGCACCUUUCCGUUACCAUCCUGCAACAGCAACAGCUCAACAGGUUCUGCUGCCUCCAUAUCUUGGAGGUGCAUCAAUUUGUCCGUCAAGAGAAGCUACUAUGGCCUUACCAAAACAAAUGUCACAGCAGAAUGAACUACAAAAACCCCAUUUCGCUGGUCAGUACAAGUUUGGAGUCACUGCCUCACAAAUGGGAGACUGGCUAAAUGCAGGGCGACAAAUGCCUAUCUUUGGACUUUCUCAAGCGCAAUUUGCAGCGCCUUCUUCCUCUGCGGAAGCACUUUCUUCCAAGUAUGCUCCACCCUUAUUGAAUGAGCAGGAGCUUAUGUCCACUUCUGCGUCACGAGCUACUUCAAGGAUGAGAGGACAAUAUUACAGUUUCCCUUCUGGCAUGGAAGGAAACGGACAUGGACUCUACCCCAAUAAUGUGCCUUCAUUGCAGCUUCUUUGCAAUGAUCGUCGUUGAUACUCAGAGCCAUGGCACCAUGUUCAAAGAUCAUAAUCGAUUUACUCUUUUCUUUGCUUAUGCAUGAGAGUAGGUGUUCAUUCUGUUAAUGAAUAUACCAAGAGAAGGAACAAAAAGAAGGGGAGGAUGUAGUAAAUUUCGUGUCCCUUACUAGAUGCUUUGGCUUCAUCAUAACAGCAUAUGUUAUAGAAGGCUACACUUUUUCUGUUUCAAUUUUAUUUAAUUAUAGAGCAACACAACUUUCGAAAUGGCUGUUGGUUUCCACCUAGAUGGAUUCGAUGGAAAGAAUAUGUGUCUGAGAUGGUUCGACUUGGAACAAACUACUACACAAGAAAAAGAAUGGCAAUGAAAAUAUUUUAUGCUGCUUUAAA
Messenger RNA from Capsicum annuum, 2580 nucleotides. RefSeq lists its product as uncharacterized. Lineage: Eukaryota; Viridiplantae; Streptophyta; Magnoliopsida; Solanales; Solanaceae. The coding region runs from base 326 to 2209 and encodes 627 amino acids. The record is from RefSeq and is a predicted model, not a curated record. The transcript has 12 exons.